AUGGACGACAUAGCAAGGCAACACUAUCAGGAUAACGCGAAAAUGAGUGAUAACAUUACUAGGCAUAAGUCCCAGAGAUGGGUUAGCGCGUCAAAGGCAAACUAUGACGGUGCUGAUUGGGAUGCCUAUUCAUCUAAUUCUGAGGAUGAGGGCCUAACGAAUAAUAUUCCGCAACUACCACAGGUAAAUAUUCCUGAAUCUAACAACAUUGCAAAAUCUAGCUCACCUGAUCCAUCAAUUGGCACCUGCCUAAGAUCUGACUCUCUGAAUACAUCUGUAAGAUCAGGAAAUAAAUCUGUCAAUGAUGAUCUAGAUUCUCUAAUGCAUCAAAUAUCUCAAGAGAUGACUGCAAAAGAUGAGGACGUUAACAAUACCAGUGAUCCAGAGGAUGAAGAUGAUGCAGAAUUGAAGGUAUCGAAGACUGGCUAUUUUGCCGCAUACGUAAACGAUGAAGAUACGGAUGACAGAGAAUCUGUUAAAAGUGAUAUAGAAUCGGCCAAGCUAGCUGAAUCUGCUACGGAGAUUAACAAAACAGAUAAUGCGAAAGCAGAAUCGGUUAGUGAAGUUGAGUCUGUAGCAGAAUCAGUUAAGAGAGCUAAGGUUGAAGUUGAACCUGUCCAGAUUGUGAAUGUUGGGGAAGAAUCCUUUAAGGGAGAUGAUUCUGAAGCAGAGUCGGUUAAAAGAGCUGAUGUUGAAGUGGAACCUUUCAAGAUAGUCAGUGCAGAGGAAGAACCCCUUAAAGGAGAUGAUACCGAAGUAGAACUUUUCAAGAAUGCUGCUUCUGAAGUAGAAACUAGCCAAAUAUCAGUGGAGUUGCAAGACGAAAUGAUUGACCCAACAACUGAAAUUCCUUCUAGAAUACAGGGUGAUGUUGCAAUUUCAGAUGACAAAGGCAGUAAAGACGCGGUAGAUGAAGAUAACUGGUCCAAAUCAGACAGUCAUCCAGAAUCAAUUGGAAGUCAAGAUAAAGAAGAGAUGCCUCCAAGUUCUAUUAAUAGUCUUCCGUCAGAAUCCCAGUUGUCUAUUCAACACUCAAAAGAAGGAGACAGCAAUGAUUCUGAUUCACUGCUAAAUGGUUAUGGUUCAGAACCAAGUUUGAUGAAAGACAAUGCGUCGCCUGUAAAGCUUCGUAAAACAUCCAAAACAGACCUGUCAUAUCACGACGGGUAUUCAUCAGAGUCUUCUGGCGAAGAGAAGGAACGUGCUAUUUCCGAAGUUAGCCUGGGACAGUAUGUUGUUCAUUCUGCAGAAUCUUUUAAAUUCAGAAACCCUGUCAGGAACUCUGUUCUCGAUUCAAGCGAUGAUGACAUAGAUUAUACUGAUGAGGAUGGAGAUUUAGAAGUCACUAAAAGUGGCUAUUUCGCUGCGAUGGUUGAUGAGGACAAGGAAAUCGACGAUUCAGAUAGGCAUACAUUGAAUAACAACGAUACAGAUGGACUGACAGCUGAUAGCGAUGUUAAUUCGAUAACGGAGAGCGUAACGAAACGAUUGAGUCAAUCCUCUAUAACCCAAUCGGACGUUCCAGAUCAGAAUUCUGAAAAUGACGUCGGAGGAUAUUCUGACAGCUCUGAAGACGAGGAAGACGGCCCACAGAAAUUAGCAUUCUCAACCAGGGAGUCAAUCAAUCUAGGCAAGUGGAAACCAGACACCGAUGCAUUCCGAUCUGGUUUUGUUACUGAGACCAUCGAUAUCAACAAUCCUCCCGAAGGAUACACCGUAAAUGAGGACGGGGAAAUUGUUGAAGUGAACAAAAACACAACAUCCAAUAUUCAACGCAAUUCAUCGGUAGCAUCAGACGGAGAAAGUCAAUUUAAUGCUUUUCCACAUGACGUUGCAUCAGAUGAUGACGACCUCAAGACGAUUGCUGACACUAAAACAAUUUAUGACAAUCAAACCAUAUAUAACGUUCCUGCUCUGAUUGCCAAUAAUGCAUCUGCUCCGGCUCUCCCUACGAACAUACAAAUUACCAAUGAAUCUACUGACUACGUUUCUAGUAACGAUACUAUAUUCAAACACGUGAACGGUGAAGCUCCAAAAGGUGAAUCAAAAUUAAAAGAAGCAUUCAGUUCUGAAGGAGAUGAAAUUCCAUCAGUGGUUCACCAGUCAACUGUCCCGAAUCUAGACUUGGUCAAGCUUUUAAGCAGUAAUGAGCUUCACUCCCAAAAACUAAAAAAAUUAAACAAUUACAAGGAACAAUUAAAAGAAUAUGACUCCGGACUCCAGAGCUGGAUCCAAUAUGCUUUGAAGUCUUCUACCACAUCUGAUAAGGAUUUUAUCUUCAAAGACUACAAAGUCAAUAAACAUGUUCAAGAUGCUUAUGCUCAAGCGGAUAUUUUGAGUAAAAAGAACAGCGUCGCAAAUACGGUGAACCAAAAUGUUACACAUUUGAAGAAGAAGAUGUUUUCUAGCAGCAUGAGAGAAAAAUCUAAGGGGUUAUUCUCAUCUAUAGGUAAAAAAUUGUAG
Messenger RNA from Kluyveromyces lactis, 2463 nucleotides. It is a transcript of the gene FYV8, whose product is annotated as Fyv8p. Bases 1 to 2463 code for a protein of 820 amino acids. The record is from RefSeq and is a predicted model, not a curated record. The transcript has a single exon. NCBI's taxonomy places the organism in Eukaryota, Fungi, Ascomycota, Saccharomycetes, Saccharomycetales, Saccharomycetaceae.